Molecule: messenger RNA, 1978 nt
Organism: Solanum dulcamara
Lineage: Eukaryota; Viridiplantae; Streptophyta; Magnoliopsida; Solanales; Solanaceae
Product: phytochrome A-associated F-box protein
Exons: 2
Coding region: 233-1045 (270 amino acids)
Molecular function (GO): protein binding
Source: RefSeq, a predicted model, not a curated record
AUAUAGGAAUCUUUGAUAAACAUCUAACAAACCAGCACACUGAAAAACAUCCUCACACAUUCCACAAACCAAAACUACUCCUUUUGCCUUUUUUUUUUCCACAAUCACAAAUUAAAUUCUUACUUCUUUUGAUAAAAUUCUCAUUCUUGAAUUCAUUACAUAGUGUUCUUGUUAAAUCUAGUGUUUAAUUCCAUUAGAUUGAGUAGAGAUCUUGAUUCUAUACAUCUUUUAGAUGUCGAAUUCGUUUAUUGUUGAUGGGUUUUUCUCAAAAAUUUCAGAGGAUCUUGUUCUCAACAUACUUUUCAAGCUAGAAGAUGACCCAAGAAACUGGGCUCGUUUAUCUUGUGUUUCUACGAAAUUUGCUUUUCUGAUUCAUAGUAUUUGCUAUAAAUCGAAAUGCUCUUUGACUAUACCUUCUGUUGUUUCCGAUCUCGUAAAUGGGCCAAGUUCAUCUAUGGCUUCUCCUGGUGGGUGGUCUUCGCUUUACAAGCUAGCUGUAUGUUGUCCGGGUCUCCAUCAAGCUGGUGUUCUUCUGGAGAAUUCUGAUUUCGGGCUUGAACGUGAACUUGGCCCGGAUGAGAAUUAUGCAGAUCGGGUUUUGCCCAAACCCGAUAGUUUGCAGACCCAGCUAAUGCCUUCGUCGAGUAAUAAUAAUCGGAGUGAUUCUACUGAAGUUGCUGAUUGUGGUUGGUCUUUGUUUGAUGAUCUUAUGUUUGAUACUGUUUAUGAUGCUUCUGAAUCAACCUCAAAUCAGCCUGAAAUCGUCGAGGAAGAAUCCCCAAACUUAGUGGUGACCCCUACAAGGGUUCUUAACAAUCUACUGAGAUACUCCCUAGCUAAUACAAAUAAAAAAGGUGACAUAGGAUCACCUUGUCGCAAACCUUUCUCUGCUUCAAAAGGAGGAGCAGGCACACCAUUAAUCACUAUAGAGUAUGUGACUGUAUUAAUGCAGGUCAUUAUCCAUCUAACAAACAAAUCAGGGAACUGCAAGCUGUCAAGGAUUUGUUUAAGAUAUACCCAUUCAAGUGAGUCAUAUGCCUUUUGAAGAUCGACCUUCACCAUACACCUUGGGAAGAUACCCUUUCUUGAAUAUCCUUUAACCAGUUCAUGAAUAUCCUUUAACCAGUUCAUGACGUAAAAUUAUGUUGUCAGAUAUGAUUCUUCCAGGAACAAAUGCAGACUGGCUUCCAUCUAUCAGAUCAUUCAGGACUUCACUUAGCCUCUUUGUAAUAACUUUUGAGAUUAUCUUGUAUAAGACAUUGCAACAUGAAAUUGGCCUGUACUCCUGGAUGGAAGUAGGAUGUUUUACCUUGGGUAUCAGGGUUACUGAAGUACAAUUCACUGGCUUGUACAUAUUAUUAGUUUCAAAGAAGUCCAUAAUAGCUCUUAUUACACUCUCACCGAUGAUGUCCCAAGAUAUUUUAUAAAAGAAUGCAUUGUAACCAUCACUUCCGGGGGCUUUGUCGUCAUCUAUAUUUGUUAUAGCUGCCAAUACCUCCUCUCUAGUUAUAGGAUCCACCAAUUGUAGUUGUUGUUGUCUAUUAAGCACUUUUCCUUGUUGCAUAAUAUCCUAUCUGAUGCUAGGAAGUUGGUUAGCUGCUGAUCCUAGGAGUUGCUUAUAGAAACCAAUUACUUCAGCCUGGACAUCCUUUUCUUUAUGCACUAGUGUACCAUCUUCUGUUGUUAAACUUCUAAUAUGAUUUUGUGCUAUUCUAUUUCUCAAGCAAGCAUGAAAGAAAGAUGUAUUGGAGUCCCCAAGUUUAAGCCAAUCAAUUCUGGCCUUUUGUUUCACAGCACUCUCCUCAACUCUGUGCCAUUUUUCAAGUUCUAGUUUGAGUGAUUUCUCUUCUUCACAUAACCUUUGAUGAUCAUUACUUUGUCCCAUAUGUCUGUGUAGUACCUUCAGUUUACCCUUCAGUUCUGUGAUCUUAUUAUUUAUUCCUAGGAACUCCUUGGUAUUAAGUUGCUUCAACUUCAU